This is a messenger RNA of Tigriopus californicus, 975 nucleotides long. RefSeq lists its product as uncharacterized. The record is from RefSeq and is a predicted model, not a curated record. The transcript has 4 exons. Lineage: Eukaryota; Metazoa; Arthropoda; Copepoda; Harpacticoida; Harpacticidae. Bases 196 to 645 code for a protein of 149 amino acids.
CCGUUCCGAGGGUUCCAUAUUUAAUGGUUCCCGUUCCAGGUCCCGUUCCUCAUUCGGGAUCGGUUCGCCAAGUCAACAAGAAUCGGACGAGUGUGCCUUUGGAACAUUGCUCUGAACCACUAGAGGUGUUAGCUCUUUUUGGCCUGAGCACGCCCUAUCAUCGCAUCCAUCGCUGUUCCUUUCUAUUUCCAAGACAUGAGGGGCUGCUCCCCUCUGUAUGUGCUGGUUGUGGUCAUCCUGAAUCAAGUGGCUGAUGGAAGGCGUCUGGAGCACCUGGAGUACUCCAGACCCAUGGCCAAUGCCCCUAUGGCCAACAAGGCAGGAGGAAUUAGCAAAUUCCUUGAGCCCAAACCCAUGUCUCCUCAAAUGGCUUUCAACCGACAGGCCCUGGCCCAUCCAAGGAUGCCUUUCCAAGAGGUGAUCCAUCAUCCUCUGGCUCGACGAUCUUCAUCAGUUCGUCAGUUCAACUUUGAAGAUGAGCAAUACCUUAUGGAGGCCUUGCUUGAAGGCCUAGAAUUUGAACGACAGCUCAAGAGCAUGCUUGAACCAGGAUUGGCCAAGCGCGAAGAGGACGAUUUGGAUCAGUUGCUCGGAAGUUUGCUGCAGAAGCGGCAAGCUCGAUCCGUCGAGAAAGCACCAGCCUAGAAGAUCACGGAACCACGGGCAAUUGGGUGGGUGAGAGCGUGCCUUUACACGUAAUUGAUGCUUGGAGAGAGAAAGACACCUUCUACCCGGAUGACAUAGUGAUGCUUGGGUUCCCAUUUGAACGACAAUUGAAAGAGUACAACGAUUCCUCAUUACCGCCAAAAUGUCAGCGCUCAUCUCGGCGUGUUUUGACUUAAAUUCCCUUCACUUCGACCGUUUACAUUUGACAUGUAGUACCUCUCGCACUCGGUUUUCUGCUCCAUAUAUGCAUUCAAUCUUCACAUGAGAAUUAUCAGAUGACAACAAGAAAUAAAACACUUGAGAGUGCGA